Molecule: messenger RNA, 2277 nt
Organism: Pseudopipra pipra
Lineage: Eukaryota; Metazoa; Chordata; Aves; Passeriformes; Pipridae
Product: feather keratin 1-like
Exons: 1
Coding region: 1871-2176 (101 amino acids)
Cellular component (GO): intermediate filament
Molecular function (GO): structural constituent of cytoskeleton
Source: RefSeq, a predicted model, not a curated record
UCCAUCCCAGGAAACUUGCCUACUGAAGGCGUUCCCUUGCCCUCCUGGGAUGCGCCCCAGCUGCCUCCAUGUCUGCAGGGCAGGAAGAGCAUCACUGCUUGGUGUAGUGUGAGAGCUGAGUUUGUACCCAGGGCCCUUCUGAGCACAUCCCCUCCCUGAGCAUCCCCAGGUCUGUUCAGGGUCCUGCCAGGCCUCACUCCCUGCGGAGCUGGGGGAAGUUUCCUUGGCUCCCCAAUGGUGCUGGAUUUGGUUUCAGGCUGAGGAGGCCCUUGGGGAAUGGCAGGGGAGGUGUGCUGAAGCCCUAAUGCCAGGAGGAGAUGUACCACCUCUGAACCAGGGAAGGGUCCCAGCCUGGAGGGAGCUGUUUUCUACAACUCUCUUUCCCUCCACAGCACAUUGGUGAGGGCUCCUCACUGCAGCACAGUCUUCUUGGCCAGGCAGGGGAGGCCUGUGUGUCUGUCCCCUUCCAACAUCCAAGUCUCUCCCCACAGCUGACCCUACCCCACGGUCAGAUCUCCCAGGAGGAGGUCUGUGGGCUCUAAGGUCUGUAGUUCUGUCCCCAGUCCAUCCUGAUGCAAGAGGUUCUUCCUUUCCAGGUGCAGGACAGUUCCCCCUGCCUGAUCUUGUUCUACUGUGGGGAAGAUCCAGAUGUUCCAAGGACUUUCAGGAGCUUGAAUUCCUGACAGAAAGUCCUGACAGUAAAGAAUAAGAACAAGAAGCCUUUGAGUAUCUCCAGCUUUCCUGUAUCCCUUGCCCUCAGGGAAGGUGCCCUGUUCACCACUGGGCCUGCCUUUGGCCAAGCCCCUCUUUGCUGAUGACUUGCCUGGAGAAGACCUUCUUGUUGCCCUCCAUGUGCUUGGUCGGAUUCAAUCAGUGCCAGGUGGGCUUUGGCUUUCCUAACCCCACCCUGGAUUCUCAGCCUGUCAAACCUCCUCCCCAGAGCAAAGGGCACCAAGAGGAAGAGCCCUGGAACCACUGGCACAGCCUGGCUGCCUGGAGGUGCCACAGCUCGUGAUGUGUGGGGAGAGGUGAGAGAGAGGGAAGAGAGAGAAGUGAGUGACAUGUCCCCAAAACACAGCUUUUGGAUGCUCUUCUGAACGUGUGCAGUGAGGGACAGACCUGGGCCUCUUCCUGCAAAGGGUAUUGCAAAGAGUUGCUUUUCACUGCCCCAAGACAACACCUCCGGCACUGAGGAGACAACUUCUGCCUCCACUGACAGGAUUCUGCCUGGGACAUCCUUUGGCUUCCCAGCACAGGACAUGAAAGGAUCCUGCAAAGCAGGACAGGAAUGCCAGAAAUGAGGAAAUGAAAUGGCAGCGUAGAUGGAAACAAAACCUGAAUCUGUGCCAUUGCACUGGAUAGUUUGCUUUGGAGAUGAGUCUGUUGGAAAAUUACUGCCCUGGUGCAGCGACUGUGGGCCUGGGGCAGUGCAGGAGCAGUAUAAAAGCAGGCUCUUCUCCCUACUCCCACAUUCCCUCCACUCGCCUCCAUCUCCUUGGGAACAAGGUGAGUUUGAAGCCCAUUCUCCAUUUUCUCCUCUGGCAUUUCACAGCACAGACCUGUCACUUUGUCCCGUGGGGGGUCUUGGAAGUGCUUGUGGUGGGGGAGGGAAAGAAGGAGGGUGUGUAACUGCUGAGUCUUGGCCAAAGCGUCCCCACAGCUCUGGGCUAGUUGGGGCCCUUGCUGGGCUUGAGCUGCUGCUGGGCUUUGUCUGAGGGGAAGAACUUGUGAGCCUCCAUCAACAGCCUUCAGCUCUCCUUUCCAACUCAGGCCUUGGGUCCCCUGUGGUGGGGUGAGAGGCUGCUCCUCACCCAUCUACCCUGCUCUGCUUCCCCUGCCCUCUGUCCCAGGUGCAGCUCCAGCCCCAGACAUGUCCUGCUACACCCCGUGCCGGCCCUGCCAGCCCUGCGGCCCGACCCCGCUGGCCAACAGCUGCAAUGAGCCCUGUGUCAGGCAGUGCCAGGACUCCAGUGUCUUCAUCCAGCCCUCCCCCGUGGUGGUGACCCUGCCCGGGCCCAUCCUCAGCUCCUUCCCACAGAACACCGCCGUGGGAUCCUCCACCUCCGCUGCCGUUGGCAGCAUCCUCAGCUCUCAGGGAGUGCCCAUCAACUCCGGGGGCUUUGGCCUCUCUGGCCUGGGCAGUGGCCUCUGUGGCAGGAGCUGCUUCCCCUGCUAAAGCUGCUCCCUGCUCUGGGCUCUCCCCUUGGAUCCACCUCUCUUCCCUCCCUUGACUCAUUAAAUUCUGCUGCAUCCCAGCCCACGCCUCCGUGUCAUCCU